AUGUGUCGAAAAUUCACCGGGGCACUGCUCUCAUUUGAUCUACUGAUCCAUCCAUCUCAACUUGCUGAUGAUAUCACCAAAUCACCGACCUACAGAGAGUUCAAGUCUAGUGAAGCAGCAACUCGAUCGUUCUGUUCCAACUGCGGCAGUAGUCUGGCAUGGCGUGUCGAUGGAAUGGAUGACAUGAUGGUCAUCUUCUUAGGCACAAUCGAUGAAGAAUUUCUGAUCGGGAAUAAGAUUGAAGGAAGUGAACAGGAGACCGACUUGGGCAUUAAAUUCGAUCGGCAGGGUGGCUUUUCGAAAGGACUUUGUAAGCCCAACAUGGGCAACCUGUUCUGGAACAAUGCCAUCGCCGGCAUCACGGAUCAUGAUCUGGGAGGAACCAAGUUCUUACAAGCAUUCCCGGAGCAGUAA
Exophiala aquamarina CBS 119918 is the source of this 414-nucleotide messenger RNA. RefSeq lists its product as uncharacterized. Bases 1 to 414 code for a protein of 137 amino acids. The record is from RefSeq and is a predicted model, not a curated record. Gene Ontology annotation, molecular function: carbon-sulfur lyase activity. NCBI's taxonomy places the organism in Eukaryota, Fungi, Ascomycota, Eurotiomycetes, Chaetothyriales, Herpotrichiellaceae. The transcript has a single exon.